AGAGAGAGAGGAGAGGAGCUCCAGAAGGAGACAGACGUGUGUAGGAGCCAGGAGAGGAGAGAGCAGAGCUGGCAGCGGGCAGGGGUGACGGACAAACUCUUCGGUGGCCCGUGUCCUCCUUGCCACCACUGCCUGGGCUGGACUGGAGGUCUCCCCGGAGUAAGCGGUGAAGCUGCAAGCCCUUCCUCGCAGAGCAAAGGACAAUUUGUUCUAAUGACAGCACAACACGGGGAAGGCUUCGUUAGGAAAUAGGCUGUCGGCGCUCCCCGUCUGAGCGCGGUGUUGCUCAGGGCUGGAGGAAGUUUUGCGGCAAAUCACAAUACCUUGAGCUGCAGUAAUAAUACGGUAAUUGCUCCUUUGUAAUGAUCAUGGUGGUGUGUUUCAGGUGGCUGCGAGGUCUCCCCCCCCCCCGCAUCCUCUCCUAGCUGCCUCCAUCCAACCGAUGGCCACCUCUCAGCAUCAGGAAAAGUGCCCUUAGUUGCCUCUCCUCUGUGGAGCAUAACUACUGCACAGGGAGCAAGCAGCAGCCAGCUCCUCAGUGGAGGUGGUCCCAGCUUAAGGAGCUCCCUCGGGGCGGGAGUGUGGUGGGGUGCUGCUGCUGCGGGGACUAUCAGGUCCCUGCUGCCGGAGGUGGCACAGCCCUGGGGUGAGUGUGCCGGGACCACUUACAGCCCACGGGAGCCCCUUUCCCCAUGGCCGAGCCCUGUUGAACACCAGCCGAGAUUUAGACUUGCCAAAGCAAGCAAUCCCAAGAGCUUUAGCGGCUUUGGGAUGGUGGGAGGAAUGGAGUGGCGGCCAGGCGGCAGGGCAGGGGGUCCUUCAGGGGGCUGGGAGCACAGGAGAUGCUGUGGUGGGGGUGUGAAUGUGAGCAGGAGAAAGGGGCUUCAGCCAGGCAGAUGUGGGCUGACUGAUCCCAACAGCAUUCUUGCCAGCGAUGUCACGAGGAUCUUGAUGUCAUCACUUAACCGGCUGGUUGGGAUUGGUAUCUCUAAGGAGAAACGUGGGUGUCAAACAAAGGCCAGGAUCAGGCACCCUAGGGCCAGAGCUCUGGUAGCCACUGUGGUCAACACUGACCAGCACCCACGUGCCUAUGGCCAUGCACAGGUGCUGUGUGUCCCUUUCUCCCCGCGCAGGUCCCCGCGGUCAGAUGGAGAGAUGCCAGGGGGAUGGAACGCCUCUUCCGACAGCCCAGAGCUACGAGCAGCAGGGAUUAUUGUGCCCGUCAUCUUCUCCCUCAUCUUCCUCCUGGGGACUGUGGGGAAUGGGCUGGUGCUGGCCGUGCUGCUGCGGAAUGGCCAAGUCAAGUACAACACCACCAACCUCUUCAUCCUUAACCUGGCCAUGGCUGACCUGUGCUUCAUCGUCUGCUGCGUCCCCUUCCAGGCCACCAUUUACACCCUGGAUGGAUGGCUUUUUGGGGCCUUUGCCUGCAAGGCUGUGCAUUUCCUGAUCUACCUCACCAUGUAUGCCAGCAGCUUCACCCUGGCCGCUGUCUCUGUUGACAGGUACCUGGCCAUUCGCUAUCCACUGAAGUCCCGGGAUCUCCGCACCUCCCGAAACGCAGGAGUGGCCAUUGUAGCAAUCUGGUCACUGUCGCUGCUCUUUGCGGGGCCUUACCUCAGUUACUACCAGAUUGUCCAUUACCACGGGGUGCCCAUCUGCGUCCCCAUCUGGGAGGACCAGCGCCGAAAGAUUCUGGACAUCCUCACGUUUGUCUUCGGAUACGUCCUGCCCGUGUUCGUGGUGAGCAUGGCAUAUGCCAGGACCAUCAAGUUCCUGUGGACCUCUGUAGACCCCAUAGAAAGGAUCUCGGAGUCCCGGAAGGCCAAGCGUAAGGUCACCAAGAUGAUUGUGGCUGUGGCCAUCCUGUUCUGCCUCUGCUGGCUGCCCCACCACCUGGUCAUCCUGUGCUUCUGGUUUGGCCACUUCCCCUUCAACCGAGCCACUUACGCUUGCCGCCUGGCUUCCCACUGCCUUUCGUAUGCCAACUCCUGCCUCAACCCCAUCGUCUAUGCCCUCAUCUCCAAGCAUUUCCGCAAGCGUUUCAAGCAGGUCUUCACCUGCCUCUUCUUCCAGAACAAGACCAGGAAGAAGAGAGUUGGAAAGAAAGUCCACGUGGUCAACGUGGGCAAAGCUUUCACCAACAGCACCAGAGGUUUCUAUGGAGGCAACACUGAGGUGACCCAUGUCCCAGAGGAGAACAUCAGGAAGAGGGACCCUGAAGGUGCCAGUCAUGCCAGAGCAUGGACUCACCAGCUACAAGACACCAUGGUCUCUGUUCAGAAGGAGCUGCUGGAGGAAGAAAGUUUGGCAACAACUGGCCGUCCCCUAGCCAUGACCCCUCCAAGAGGAACUCGGGAGUUUCUGACUGUUCACUACGGAUGAACAAAGUGAAGAAACCUGUUUUCCAGCCAGUGAGUAGCCACUCCAUUCCCAAACAGGCAGAAUAAUGUGGGGCAGAGGGGAAUGGAUGCAGCAGAGCCACCGAAAGAUCCUGUGGCAAUGGUUAACCCAUUGUCCCCACUCACCUUCACUCACUGGCCCACAGCAUUCAUAUAGGAAUGGCACAAUCCACCCGUACAGCUGCAGAAUGGAGGGACAUCUUAAUGUGCUGCCAAGUGACCUGGGAGGCCUUCCUGCAACAGGUUUUAAGGCUUCUGUUUCCCAGCUGCCUAACUUGCUAAUUUUGUGCAGCACCUUGAAACUCUAAGAGGAAGGCAACCAAAAUGAAAACAUCCUGGUAGGAAAUCCAGGCUGUUAAGGGUGCACCAGAGCAUAGGUGGGAAGGGUGGAGAGAGUGCACAGGGACCUGAGUGUGAAUAGGGUGGCUGGCAGCCUCUCUCCCUGGCAGCCCCAAGCGGUGAAACACUGUCCCCUGCCCACAUGCCCUUCUUUUCCCAUGGGCCAGCCCUUGUCCACCUCCAUCCUCUUCCCUAGCCCCUGCAUCCAGACCAAAGGACCUUUGCCACACUGGCUACGAGGAAGUCAGCCAUCUGUGCCGACAGAUGCAAACUCCAUAGCAGUCACUAGUCAUACUUAAAUGAUUUAUGCCACAGCAGGUGAAGAAUGGAAAGGCUUGUAUGCCAACACCUCUGCGUGCCUCCCCUCUGCUCCACUGGCUUCUCUGAAGUUCAAGAAGGAAAGGACCUUCUGUCCAGUCUCUUCUCUCCACCCUGCCCCACGAGAAGUACUCGCUGGAAGAUGUUUCCUAGAGCUCUGUCCCACCUGGCUUUAGCUCUUGCGAGCAGAUCCUGCAGGACACUGUCCCAAUUCAUAGUACUGCUUGCAGUUCAGAAGUAUUUCCUGAUAGCCAUCCUCAGUUCUUCCUAAACAAACCUGGUAACUCCUCCUUCCACCACAUUGUUCCACCCCUCUGCUUAAUGUUUGCCUUUUGCAAAUUCCUGAGGGAUUGCUGCCUCUUCUUUGAUCUUUGCUUGCUACUCGGAGCUUCAUCCCUUCCUUCUGGGGCUGAAGGACCUGUUGCUCUCUCAGCAGACGUUAUUCGGUGAUAUUAGCCCUGUGUGUGUGGUUUACUGACUUGGCCAGACAGUUUUUUUCCACGUGAUGAUGACGAUGAUUGUGAGUGAAUUGAUGCCUGUCACCAAAGCAGAAGAAAGUAGCCAAGCUGCAAAAUGAGCUGUGGAGCCAAGUGAUGGUUGUGGUGAGGCAAAGGAGAAGGAAACAGGCCCAUCACACCCAUGUGCACUUAGCUCCUGUCUCCUCAGUGCCCCUUUCUACCUGAUGGAGAGGGCUUCCAGGAGAGAGAGAUCAACACCACUCAGUGGGUUGGGACAUCUUCCAAGACGGCAACCGUUGGGGGAUUGCUGUGGGACCCACGUCCACCUGGGAGCAAAACUUUCCCCUGCUCUGUCCCUGCUGCCCCGAGCAGCGGCGGAGGAGCCUUUGGCUGUGGUAGCAGCUCAAUGACACCCCGCAGCAGGGCCAAGGGUCCUCCCAGCCUGACAGUGGGAAGGAUGGGAAGUGCCGUGGGGAUGGCGGGGUGGGGCAAGAAAUCACAUUCACCAGAAGGUGCUGGAAUUUCUCCCCUGCUUGACCUUAAUAAACCCUCGUAAUUUCCUUAUCCUGCCAUGUUUGCU
Molecule: messenger RNA, 4097 nt
Organism: Aquila chrysaetos chrysaetos
Lineage: Eukaryota; Metazoa; Chordata; Aves; Accipitriformes; Accipitridae
Gene: GALR3
Product: galanin receptor 3
Exons: 3
Coding region: 772-2385 (537 amino acids)
Biological process (GO): adenylate cyclase-modulating G protein-coupled receptor signaling pathway; neuropeptide signaling pathway
Cellular component (GO): membrane
Molecular function (GO): galanin receptor activity
Source: RefSeq, a predicted model, not a curated record